Molecule: messenger RNA, 1137 nt
Organism: Gossypium raimondii (Peruvian cotton)
Lineage: Eukaryota; Viridiplantae; Streptophyta; Magnoliopsida; Malvales; Malvaceae
Exons: 1
Coding region: 1-1137 (378 amino acids)
Source: RefSeq, a predicted model, not a curated record
AUGGCGUCUUACGAUUUUAGCACCGAUAUUUUAUUUGAAAUCCUCUCAAGGGCUGAUUUGAAAACAAUGAAAAAGUGUAGGGUUCUUUCGAAAGAAUGCAAGGAUCUCACUGACGAAUCUAAUUUUAUGCGGCUACAUUCUCAAAGGACAUCAACAAUGGUGGGAUAUUUAGUUCAAUCUUCCAGACUAUUUGGUCAAUUGACUUCGGACUUGGUGUCAGGACUCGAGCCAAAACCAACUCAGGAUUUACUUAAUUUUUUACCCCAACCUGGUUGGAUUGUAGCAACGGUCAAUGGAGGUUUGGUUUUAUGCACCCCGGGAAAACGUAGAGAUGACCCGUUUUAUAUUUGUAAACCAACGACUCAACAGUGGGAAGUUGUUCCGUCUCCAAAUCCUCGAUUUUGGACGGCAAAGAUAAGCAUGUUGGUGCUCGGAUCGAACCCUUUAUGGUUCAAGAUUGUCCGACUCUCCGACAGCCGCGACGACACUAUAGACCUCGAGUUGGACCUCGAUUCAGAAUAUUCCAACGAAGAAGAUAAUUUCAAUGUAUUUUCCAAUGAAAAAUCAUGGCACUGCGAGAUAUUUGAGUCCAAGAGUUGGGAAUGGAGACAAUCAGACGAUUUAAAAUUAACACACAACGACUAUUUCGAGUGCAAUCAAGAUGUUUCUGCGUGCGGCGCCCUCCAUUGGCUUGUGUUCAACGACAAACAAGACAAGUACACCAUGUUAUCUUUCGACGGAGACAAAGAGGAAUGGGCAAUGACUUCACUGCCGGACUCACUUCGUGGAAAUGAUCAUUGUGAUCAGAUCGCCCCUGUGUCAUGCGAAGGGAAACUCGGGUUGAUCCAUCUUAGACAAGAAACUAAGAUGCUAGAUGUUUGGAUUUUAAACUAUGAAAAGAUUUGGAUUAAAAAACACACCAUAAAUUUGAAAAGCUUACACGAAAAGGUUCCCCUGCCUCGUUCUCGAAUUCAUUCCUUCUACGGUGUUGACACUCUGUUUAUGGUGGAUGUCGGGUCGGUGUCUUUUUAUAAUUUCAGGACUCGUAAGUUGAACAGGAUAAGGGUUGGUGGAUGGAUUAAGUCGGCAUACUUUAUUCAAACAGAUUCUGAACCUAUUCAGCUAAAGCCCCAGUAA